Aspergillus wentii DTO 134E9 is the source of this 357-nucleotide messenger RNA. RefSeq lists its product as uncharacterized. The record is from RefSeq and is a predicted model, not a curated record. Bases 1 to 357 code for a protein of 118 amino acids. The transcript has a single exon. Lineage: Eukaryota; Fungi; Ascomycota; Eurotiomycetes; Eurotiales; Aspergillaceae.
AUGUUCAAUCUCUCCAAAACCCUCUCCUUCCGAUUAUGGCAAUACCUCGCUACCUCCUACGGCAUCUUGCUAGCCUCUUCUUCCUCCUCGCCCUCAUUUCCUCUUGCAACCUCCCCCCAACCGCUGCCUCACCUCCAAUUCGCCUGCGCAGCAGCCAGCAUCGUCGACUUCAUGCCCACAGCCACAUGUCUCGCUAUGCUCACCUUCCGCGACUAUGGACCACAACUGACCCAACUCAUCAACGAUGCAAUGUGGAUGACGCUCUUCCGCCCCUGGCCGACCUUCUGGCUGCAGUGGUGGACGAUAUCCUGGGCCGUGCUGGGCGAUAAAAGCCCCGAUCCGAUAUUCCCGAAAUGA